Durusdinium trenchii is the source of this 1425-nucleotide messenger RNA. NCBI's taxonomy places the organism in Eukaryota, Dinophyceae, Suessiales, Symbiodiniaceae. The record is from the annotation of a GenBank genome assembly.
AUGUCCGCUUGCUCUGUAUGUGGCACCGCGGACAUUGGAAUCUUUCGCUGCUCCCGCUGCCAAGACCGCUGCUCCCUGCGCUUCUGCGGUGGUGCUUGCUUUGCGGAGGCCUGGCAGCAGCACAAGGCGCUGUGCACGUCUGACUGCAGCGAUGAGGAAGAGAUUUUGCAUGGACGCAUUUUCGUGUCGAUCGUGGCCUACUGUGACCCGGAGCUACCGGCGACGCUGCGCGCGCUGCUGGCGCAGGCCGCGGUCCCCGAGCGGCUCCGCGUGGGGCUCGUCUGGCAGGGCGACGGCGAGGCGCCAGUCCCCCAGCACCUCUGGCGCGACGCGGCGUCAUCCGCCCGUGCGGACGCGGCGUGUCAGCGAACGCUGACGCUGCCCACUGGCAAGCUGAGUGUGACCCUGACACAGGGGGGCCACCUGCGGAUCAUCAAUAUGCGCCCUGAAGAUGCCCGGGGUCCGUGCUGGGCCAGAUAUUUGGCGCAGCUAAUGUGGGAAGGUGAGGAACUUUAUCUGCAGCUGGACAGCCACAUGCGCUUUGUGAAAGACUGGGACUUGAAGGCCCGAGAACAGCUCCUGCACUGCCGAUCUCGGUGUCUAAAGCCUGUGCUCUGCAGUUAUGGCCGUGCCUAUCCGUAUGGCCUGGCCUUCGAUGAGAUCCCAGGCUCGAUCACAGGUUGCUUGAACUGUGCGGCCUUCUUUGAUCAACACGACAUCUUGAACAUCCGAUACAGGUCCUUGGCGAAGGAUUGGCUUGAGCCCAGAGAGAGCCACUUUUGGUCGGCGCACUUCUCCUUCAGCUCGGCGAAGGUCUUGAAGGAAGUGCCCUAUGAUCCCAGCUUGCUGAUGCUCUUCUUUGGUGAAGAGAUCCUCAUGACCGUCCGGCUCUAUACCCAUGGCUGGGACCUCUUCAGCCCGGCCGGAGGUCUCGUCUUCCACCUGUGGCAGCGAGACUACAGGCGGGUCUAUGCUGAGGACUUCACCGAGCUGUAUCAGCGCCUCGCGCGCCGCGCACGCCGGCGGUUGCAAAGGCUGCUGGGUGUGAGCGGCCGUGCUCCCGCAUUCUUUGAGGAAGCGGAGGAGCAGGUGCAGCAACAGCAGCGCUGGCCGUGGCCGGGCGGAGGAGACAAAGGAGCCGAAUCUUUUGGAAGCUGGUCCGGAGAACAGACCUGCGCGGCGCAAUGUAUUGAUGUUUCGUUGGAUGUGAAGAGCAUUGUCAUUGGAAUGUUGAUGAUUUGCGUUGUCAUCAAGUGUCAUUGGAGUGUUGUCAUUGGAGUCCUUGGAGCGUCAUUGGAACCUUGUCAAGCUAGUCAUCAUUUGAGUUGUCAUUGGAGUGUUGAUGAUUUGUGCCAAGCUGGGAAGAUUGUACGUCAUGCGGAGGGGCAGAUUCUGAAAGUAGCUUCCACGUUGCUGAAAAGCUGA